AUCAAAAUACACCUAAACAUCAGCAAACAUUAUUUGUUUUUCAGAUAUGACUGUAAAAAGCUGUGGGGUGUCUUUGAGCAGGCCUAUGUGGACAAGGAUCCAUGUAAAGUUCUAGUGGAAGCUUAUGAUCCCCUGAUUGCUGCAGCCCCCUUCAAACCUCAGUGCAACAAAACAAUGUUCUGGAGCAAAACAAAGGAUGUGGUCCACGGUUUCACUGACAAGAGAAAGGAUUGUUUUGUCACUUUGGAGGACACUCUGUUGGGAUCUGUCCUGGAUGGUCUGACGUGGUGUGGAAAAGAAGGCAGCAAGGAUACCUUCACUAGUGGGUGUCCCGGAUGGUCAGAGUGUGAAAACAACCCUGUUCGCUCGUUUUGGAUUUGUGCCUCUGCUGCUUUUGCAGAUGUUGCCUGUGGUGAUGUCACAGCAAUGUUAAACGGAUCCAUCAACACACCAUUCAAUCCUACAAGUAUUUUUGCAAGCGUUGAGGUGCCGAGGUUUAAUGCCUCUAGGGUCAAGAAGCUGAAUGUUGUUAUGGUCAUACAGAAGAACAACAUGUAA
Molecule: messenger RNA, 558 nt
Organism: Pundamilia nyererei
Lineage: Eukaryota; Metazoa; Chordata; Actinopteri; Cichliformes; Cichlidae
Product: ADP-ribosyl cyclase/cyclic ADP-ribose hydrolase 1-like
Exons: 5
Biological process (GO): positive regulation of B cell proliferation
Cellular component (GO): plasma membrane
Molecular function (GO): phosphorus-oxygen lyase activity; NAD+ nucleosidase activity, cyclic ADP-ribose generating
Source: RefSeq, a predicted model, not a curated record